CUUGACUUUCAUUUCUAAAAUAUGUACAAAAUAAAAGAAUAAAUCAAUAAUUUUAUAAAUUAAUAAACAAAGUAAUAAAGUAAAAAUUAAAUUUCAAGAAACAAAAAUUGACAAUAUUAGAUCACUCAAAAUAAAAGUUACAAGAAAAUCACAAAAGUAUUUAUGCAAUUUACUAUAUGAAUGUAUAUGAUUCCCGAUCGCAAUAAAUUUGUUUCAAACAUUAACUAAAGUAGAAAAACUAACAGCCGAAGAAGAUGGAAGUACUGGAUGAGAACACAUGCAAUCUUUAAACUGAUGCAAUAGUAAGCUUUUUUUACUCACAAUUCACAUUUUUACAUACUUUUUUUUUUUUUUUUCAAAAAUUCCCUAAAAAUACUCUUGCCGGAAUAAAUUUCACUUUAGUUUUUGUUUGACUGCCGGCUAGCUUGUUAGAAUUUAAAAUAAUUUUUUAAGAUAAUAAAUAUUUAUUUAGCACAAAUACAAUAUUCGUUCAAGGAUAAUACAUAACUUAUAAAUAUAAUAAAUAAAAUUUUAUAGUAUAAAAAAUAUGUGUGGCAUAUUUGCGAUAUUUUCAAAAACUGGUGGUCCAAUAGGAUCUAAAAGAUAUUUCAAAAAUUUUCAAUCAUUACGUGAAAUUGCUUACCAACAAAGUGGAAAGCAGCGGAAACAUCGUGGUCCAGAUGAUACUGGAUUGGAGUUAAUUCAAGAUCACGGAGUUUGUUUAGUUCAUGAACGACGUGGUAUUGUUGGUUUUCGUACUGGUCAUCAACCUUUAGUCUCUGCAGAUGGGACAGUAUUAGUAGUAGCAAAUGGUGAAAUUUAUAAUUACUUAGAACAAUCAGCAGAAAUCGCUAAGAAACGUGGACGUUAUGAUCCAAAAUCCGACUGCAGUGUAAUUGUGGAGUUAUAUGAAGAAUAUGGUGAAGAUUUGUUUGAUUAUUUAAGUGGUAUGUACGCUUUUGCUUUAUAUGACAAAAAAACGAAAAAUGUAAUGUUAGCUCGUGAUCCUAUUGGAAUUAUUCCAUUGUAUUAUGGAUAUGAUAAAGAUGGAAAUUUAUUUGCUGCAAGUGAAAUGAAAUGUUUAAUUGGUGUAUGUGAGAAAAUAGAAAAUUUUCCACCAGGUAUGAUGUAUUAUGGAAAAGCUGACAAAAUGGAAUUUAAAUGUCAUUUCAAAGAAAAGUGGAUUACAGAAAUUCCUAAAGAACCAGCAAAUUUGGUAAUGUUAAAACAAAAAUUAGAAUCAGCUGUUAGAACACAUUUACAUUGUGAUGUUGAGUUGGGAGCAUUACUAUCUGGGGGUGUUGAUUCUAGUUUAAUAGCAUCAAUUGCAACGAAAAUUAUGCGUGAAAAGGAUAAAAAUUUUAAAUUGCGUACUUUUUCAGUUGGACUAGAAGGUGCACCAGAUUUCAAAUAUAGUAAAAUGGUAGCAGAACACAUACAAAGUGAUCAUACCGAAUUAGUUUUUACUGUUGAAGAAGGCUUAGAUUGUAUUCGUGAUAUUAUUUAUCAUUUAGAAACUUAUGACAUUACAACUGUGCGUUGUAGUAUACCAAUGUAUUUACUAACACGAAGAAUAAAAUCUGAAAAUAUUCGUAUGAUACUAUCUGGGGAAGGUGCCGAUGAAUUAUUUGGAGGAUAUUUGUAUUUUUUCAAGGCACCAACAACAGAAGAUUUUCAUAAAGAGUUAGUCAAACGUGUUUUAAAUUUGUAUCAUUCCGAUUGUUUGCGAGCCAAUAAAGUGUCUAUGGCAUGGGCAGUUGAAUUACGUGUACCAUUUUUAGAUAGAGAUUUUCUUAAUUAUGUUAUGUCAAUACGCCCUGAAGACAAGAUUCCUGGAGAUUUAAAUUGUUAUACAGAUAAAAAACAACAUCGCAUUGAAAAAUAUAUUUUAAGAGAAGCAUUUAGUGAUGAAGAUUAUUUGCCAAAUACAGUAUUAUGGAGGCAAAAAGAACAAUUUUCUGAUGGAGUUGGCUAUAAUUGGAUUGAUACAAUUAAAGAAUAUGCCGCUAGUCAUAUAACAGAUGAAGAAUUUGAUAUGAGAACAAAAUUAUAUCCAAUUAACACACCAGAAACGAAAGAAGCAUUCUAUUAUAGGCAAGUUUUUGAGGAAAUGUUCCCAGGAGAUUAUCCAGCUAAAACAGUUAUGAAAUGGAUACCCAGAACCGAUUGGGGAUGUUCGUCAGAUCCAUCUGGUAGGGCACAAGCAAGUCAUCAAGCUCAUAAGUAACUUAAUUUUUAUAAAAUUCAAUUUUAGGUUUAGAAUUUUUUUUAUAUAAAAUUUUAUACAUACGAAUUUGUAGUUGAGAAUCUUCAAAUUAAAAUAUUAAUUUGUAUUUCAAAUAUUUAAAAACAUUGCUUUAAUACUUACAUAGUAGGUAAAUGUUAUUUAUUUUGCCUUUUAAAUUCACAUAUAAAAUAUACAUAUAAAUUCACAUAUAAAUUUUAGUUAAAUGGAAAUUUUGGAUUUCAAAAUAAAAUUUAUGGAGACAUUGAUACACUCUCUGCCUACUUUAAAAGAAAUUAUAAUUUAA
Messenger RNA from Condylostylus longicornis, 2531 nucleotides. RefSeq lists its product as uncharacterized. Gene Ontology annotation, molecular function: asparagine synthase (glutamine-hydrolyzing) activity. The transcript has a single exon. The record is from RefSeq and is a predicted model, not a curated record. Lineage: Eukaryota; Metazoa; Arthropoda; Insecta; Diptera; Dolichopodidae. Gene Ontology annotation, cellular component: cytosol. The coding region runs from base 548 to 2227 and encodes 559 amino acids.